This is a messenger RNA of Danio rerio (zebrafish), 1387 nucleotides long. It is a transcript of the gene abca4a, whose product is annotated as ATP binding cassette subfamily A member 4a. The record is from RefSeq and is marked validated. Lineage: Eukaryota; Metazoa; Chordata; Actinopteri; Cypriniformes; Danionidae.
CUGCUUUGCGUCUGCAGCAAGCCUGCAGUCGGUCGACCAAACACGGCCAUGAGCUUCAGCAGAAGCAAGCACAAAAGAGCCUUCUUCUCCUGAGGUAGGUCCUGUGUGUGACCCCUGUGGGGGUGAAGAGCAGCAGUCAUGGGGACCAACAGCCAGGUGCGGCUGCUCCUCUGGAAAAACUGGACCGUCCGCAAGAGACAGAAGACGCGGCUCUUUAUGGAGAUUAUGUGGCCUGUGGUGCUAUUUAUUGGACUGGUUUGGCUGAGAAAAGCGAACCCCCUUUACAGACAACAUGAAUGUCAUUUUCCAAACAAAGCUAUGCCCUCAUCUGGCGUCCUUCCAUGGAUCCAGGGGAUCGUCUGCAAUGCCAACAACCCCUGUUUCCAGCACACGACUCGUGGAGAAUCUCCAGGCCUGGUGUCCAACUACAACAACUCAAUAUUGGCUCGUUUUUGGUCAGACGCACAGGAGCUGCUGUUUGAAGAUACCGAGUUUCUGCAGUUGGGACGGUUAUGGCAGGAACUUAUGGCUAUGAGCAGCUUUAUGGAUACUCUUCGGACCAAUCCUGAGGCAAUUGCAGGUCGAGGCAUAAAAGUGGAAGACAUUUUAAAGGAUGACGAAACUCUCACAGCAUACCUGCUCAGAGAUGUUCCUCUCACUGAAUCUGUGGUACAACAGCUGAUCAACUCACAGAUUCGACCCGAGCAGUUUGCGUAUGGAGUCCCUGAUCUCCAUCUGAAGGACAUUGCCUGCAGCCAGACUCUUCUGGAGCGUUUCCUCAUUUUCCCCAACCGCUGGGGCCUAUAUGCCGUCCGCAACGCCAUGUGUGUCCUCACACCGCAGCGUCUUCAAAUUAUCGAGGACAAAUUCUACGCCAACCUGGACUUCUUCAAGCUUUUCCGCCUGGUCAGUCUGUUGACACAUUUAGUGAAAACUAUAAUGCUGGAAAUGGCUUUGGGUGUAGAGGAUGAGUGGGUGUAAACUUAAAUCAUGUCCACUACACUUGAAUUCUAAAGUCCUUUCAUUCUUAAUCACAACCUAUCUAGUUAACUAAACUUAAACCACCAUUUAUUACAUGUGAAUUGUCAAGUCUUGUCAACUUUAACCGGAGUUAAAACAUCUUCACUAUUUAAGUGAAGUAAACGUAAAAUUUCUAGGCAGCACGAACACUUUAAGUUGAAACAUGAUGAUAUCUGGCAUCAACAAGGCAUUUGCGCCCACAGAUCUACUGCUCACUGGAUAUUUUCUCUUUUUCAGACCAUUCUCUGUAAACCCUAGAGAUGGUUGUGUGCGAAUGCCUAAAUGCUUUGAGUUGCUGUCAUGUGAUUGACUGACUAGAAAUAUGCGUUAACGCGCAGUUGUACCUAAUAAAGUGAGUAUAUAUUGA